AUGUUGCCUAGGUGCGGGGCCUACUCGGCCAUUAAGGGGCAGUCGGGACUGCUAAGAUACCAAAGAAGGUUUUUGCACCACCUAAAUGAUCGUAAGUCUGCGAAGUUUGCAGAAUGGCCCUGGGGAAAACCUUCUUUCAACCAUCUGCCGCCUGAGGAGCGAAAGGAUCCAAACGUAUUGGUACUCAGUUUUCCCAAGAAAGCCAAUAACUUAUAUACCCAGAAUUCAGACUUCAAGAACAUGAUUGACAAUUCCUUGCGAUGGGUUUUUGACAAUAAACUAUUGUCUUUUGAUCACUUUGAGCGCGAAGCAAAAGAAUGUGCUUUCCUACAACUUAAAGAGCAUUUUUAUGUUCAGCUGCGGAGCCGAAAUCUCGAGCAACAAGCCAGCGCUCACAACUUUUCCAUCAGAGAAUUUUUGCAACCAACAAAUCCAGCUUCAGUGUUGUGUCAAGUGCUGAAUAGAAACAAAAUUGCUGCAACGAACUGGGAGGUUAUUCGAAAUACCGAGUCCGUGACCGAGCAACAGAAGGUUAAUCACAUAGUUGGGGGGGUCUAUGACUUUAUUUAUGAACAGCAAAUGCUUCCCUCACUAGUCCCUACCAGAUCAAGUGUGAACAACGCCGACGACAUCGAUAUUUCAAACCCAGCUGAAUGGUUCCCAGAUGCGAGGAAACUUAGAAGAAAAAUUAUUAUGCACAUUGGCUCUACCAACUCAGGAAAAACGUAUCGCGCUUUGCAGAGGCUAAAAAAGUGUGAUCGAGGAUACUACGCAGGACCCUUAAGAUUACUUGCUAGAGAAGUCUACGAGAGAUUCAAGACCGAAAACGUACGAUGCAAUUUACUUACCGGGGAGGAAGUCAUACAGGAGCUAGAUGAACGGGGCAAUGCUGCUGGAUUGACCUCGGGAACUGUUGAAAUGGUGCCACUCUCUCAAAAAUUCGACGUUGUGGUCUUAGACGAAAUUCAAAUGAUGGGAGACCCAGACCGUGGUUGGGCCUGGACAAACGCAUUAAUGGGGGUUAACUCGCGCGAGGUACAUCUGUGCGGUGAAAAGAGUGCCCUGCCUUUAGUUGAAAAGAUUGUAAAGAUGACUGGAGAUGAACUGAUUGUCAACGAAUAUGAGCGACUAGGGGAGCUCAAAAUUGAGGAUAAUGCGUUGAAAGGAGGACUCAAGGGGCUGCGCAAAGGUGAUUGCGUCGUGGCCUUCUCAAAGAAAAAGAUCCUAGAUUUAAAGUUGAGGAUAGAAAAACUUACAGACCUCAAAGUUGCAGUGGUUUACGGAUCGCUUCCACCAGAGACCAGGAUACAACAGGCCAAUAUGUUUAAUAGUGGAGAGUAUGAUGUUUUAGUCGCGUCAGACGCUGUAGGCAUGGGCCUCAAUUUGUCUAUUGAGCGCGUCAUUUUCACUACACACAUGAAGUUUAAUGGCCAGGAAAUGGUCGAGCUAACUUCUUCAAACGUCAAACAAAUUGGAGGACGCGCUGGAAGAUAUAGAGUAGCAAAUGCUACCGCCAACGGCACCGAGAAUAGAAAAGCGUCGGUGGGGUACGUAACGGGGGUCGACGCUGAGGUUUUAGAUGCUGUCAAAAAAGGGAUGAAUUCCCCAAUCGAAUACUUACACUCUGCAGUUGUUUGGCCUACGGACGAAAUCUGCGGGAAAUUGAUGUCCCAUUUACCACCAGGCGUAAGGGUUUCUGCUUUACUGCAAACCUUAGCCACUGAAGUCGAGAAGAGCUCCGCCAAAGUCUUUGCGCUGAGUGAGCUGAAGAGCAGGUUGACAAAUAUAGAGUUGUUUGAGCACAUGAAUGGGAUUCCUUUUUUUGAUAAGCUGCGGCUCAGCAAUGCCCCUGUUAAGGAUUUCCCCUUGGUCAAAAAAGCGUACAUUCAUUUCUGUACGACGAUAGAGCAACGGCAAACUAGAUCCUUGUUGAGUUAUCCUUUUUCUUUCGACACCUUAGAUCCCCGCUUCAUCAACAGCGACAAGUACUCUCUGGAGCACUAUGAGUCGCUACACAACAUCAUAAUGCUAUAUUUCUGGCUUAGCAACAGAUAUCCAAGCUACUUCAUAGAUCAGCAAAGUGCUCGCGAAUUGAAAGAUUUAUGCGAAAUGAUUAUUUUCGAAAAACUUGAUAGACUCAAAAGGAAUCCAUACAUCAAAAGGGGUCCACCAGGGCAGCAACGUGCUUUCUCAAAUAAACAUUUUGGUCAUAAGAACAAAAUUGUGUAA
Molecule: messenger RNA, 2229 nt
Organism: Lachancea dasiensis
Lineage: Eukaryota; Fungi; Ascomycota; Saccharomycetes; Saccharomycetales; Saccharomycetaceae
Source: the annotation of a GenBank genome assembly